AUAUUAGGACCGUCCCGCCCCUCUCCUCCAUAUAUGGUCCGUCUGGUGGUCCGCUAACUGCUACAUCCACCCGGCGAAACGUGAACACGAGACGGUGUCGGUGUGCUCCGGAGAACCGCGCUUCAUCAUCUAGACUUGCACCACCACCACCAUGCCGUCUGACUUGGCUAAGAAGAAGGCAGCGAAGAAGAAGGAGGCUGCCAAAGCCCGCCAGCGCUCCAAGAAAGCAGAUGAAGGAAAUGAGGAGAGCGAACAACCAGAGACCCAGCGCAACGGAGCCGAGAGCAACGGUGUAGCCAGUUUGACGAAGGAACUGGAUGAGUUUGAGCUGCGGAAGACCGAGGCACGGGCAGUGACGGGCGUUUUGGCCUCUCACCCCAACAGCACUGAUGUCCACAUUAGCAGCUUGUCGCUCACCUUCCAUGGUCAAGAGCUGCUAGCAGACACCAGCCUGGAGCUCAACUCAGGCAGACGGUAUGGCCUCAUUGGCCUUAACGGCACAGGUAAAUCCAUGCUGUUGUCAGCCAUUGGGCAUCGUGAGAUUCCCAUUCCAGAGCACAUAGAUAUCUACCACUUGACACGAGAGAUGGCUCCCAGUGAGAAGACGGCUCUUGAGUGUGUCAUGGAGGUGGAUGAGCAGAGGAUCAUGCUGGAGAAGGAGGCAGAGAGGCUUGCCCAUGAGGACUCCGAGUGUGAGAAGCUGAUGGAGCUGUAUGAGCGUCUGGAGGAGCUGGAUGCAGACAAGGCACAGAUGCGAGCAUCUCGAAUCCUCCAUGGUUUGGGUUUCACCGCUGCUAUGCAGCAGAAGAAACUGAAGGACUUCAGUGGAGGAUGGAGAAUGCGCGUUGCUCUGGCCAGAGCCCUGUUCAUCAAGCCCUUCAUGCUGUUGUUGGAUGAGCCCACUAACCAUCUGGACCUGGAUGCUUGUGUGUGGUUGGAAGAGGAGCUCAAGUCGUUCAAGCGAAUCCUUGUGCUCAUCUCACACUCUCAAGACUUCCUGAAUGGUGUCUGUACCAACAUCAUCAACCUGCAUCAGAGGAAACUGAAAUACUAUACGGGUAACUAUGACCAGUAUGUGAAGACCAGAGAGGAGUUGGAAGAGAACCAGAUGAAGCGCUUCAACUGGGAACAGGACCAGAUAGCACACAUGAAGAAUUACAUUGCCAGGUUUGGUCACGGCUCUGCUAAGCUGGCACGACAGGCGCAGAGCAAAGAGAAGACGCUGCAGAAGAUGGUGGCGUCAGGCUUGACUGAAAAAGUGGUGAAUGACAAGACGCUGUCAUUUUAUUUUCCUCCCUGUGGGAAGAUUCCUCCUCCUGUUAUCAUGGUUCAGAAUGUGAGCUUCAAGUACAGUGACAACACACCACACAUAUAUAAAAACCUGGAGUUCGGUAUUGACUUGGACACACGAGUGGCUCUGGUGGGACCCAACGGAGCAGGAAAGUCCACCCUGCUGAAGCUGCUUAUGGGAGAGCUCCUACCCACCGACGGCAUGAUCCGCAAACAUUCUCACGUCAAGAUCGGCAGAUAUCACCAGCAUCUGACAGAACAGCUGGAGCUCGACUUGUCUCCUCUGGAGUACAUGAUGAAGUGUUUUCCUGAGAUCAAAGAAAAGGAGGAGAUGAGGAAGAUCAUUGGUCGUUAUGGCCUGACGGGAAAGCAGCAGGUCAGUCCCAUCAGGAACUUGUCAGAUGGGCAGAAGUGCAGGGUGUGUUUUGCCUGGCUGGCGUGGCAGAACCCUCACAUGCUGUUCCUUGACGAGCCUACUAAUCACUUGGAUAUCGAGACCAUCGAUGCACUGGCAGAAGCGAUCAACGAGUUUGACGGUGGCAUGAUGCUAGUUAGCCACGACUUCAGGCUAAUUCAGCAGGUGGCACAGGAGAUCUGGGUCUGUGAGAAUCAAACCAUCACAAAGUGGAAUAGGGACAUCCUGGCGUACAAGGAGCACUUGAAAUCAAAGAUUGAAAAGCAAGCGCAUGACAUCUAAAGCUGCGUCAUACUGAGCCACUCCUUUACCUUGCAUCAUGGAUUUGACCUGCAAACUCCCGAAAGAAGGAGCAGGAAACAUCCCAACUGAAAACGAUCUCUUAUGCAUCUUAUUGGACACGUCUCUUGUACAUGUCGUACUCUUAUCUCCAUCUCGGUUUGACAGUGCUGCACCAUGCUCACCCAGUCCCUCCACCUCAGGCUGCACUCUGAUUGGCUGAUUUCACCUUGAAGCGUCUCAGUGCAUUUUGGAAUGCAUUCCAUAGUGCUGUCUUCAUAGAAACGUUUUAUUUUAUUUUUUUUUUUUUCCAAAUGUUCAGUUUUAUCCCGACAUGUAUGCAGCAGCUUUUAGGUCAUAUUUUAUGAUAUUUAAAAGUUGACUUUUUUUUUUCUUUCGUGUAAAAGAGCAGUUCUGCCUUAUUUAACAAUGUAAUGCAAUAACAAUAAACGGAACAUAAAAACAGCA
Molecule: messenger RNA, 2452 nt
Organism: Mugil cephalus (flathead mullet)
Lineage: Eukaryota; Metazoa; Chordata; Actinopteri; Mugiliformes; Mugilidae
Gene: abcf2b
Product: ATP-binding cassette, sub-family F (GCN20), member 2b
Exons: 15
Coding region: 152-1987 (611 amino acids)
Molecular function (GO): ATP hydrolysis activity; ATP binding
Source: RefSeq, a predicted model, not a curated record